UCUGAGCUACAGGCCUGCAGCAAGAUCAGCACUUUGCUUUGGUCCUUCCGAAAUCUGGCUCUCUUGAUACAAUUGAGGGAUUUCUACAUAUGUUUUAGAAAUCACAGGUCUCAACAAAAAUGAGUGAGACUCCUUCCACUAGUUUUUCCGUGAUUCAUCCGAGUUCUUCUGAAGGUCAAGUUCGUUCUCCUCGCCAUUUAAGCAUCACUCAUCCUGUUGUGGCCAAACGUAUCAGCUUCUAUAAGAGUGGGGACCCCCAAUUCGGCGGGGUCAGAGUGGUGGUCAACCCUCGUUCCUUUAAGAGCUUUGAUGCUUUGCUGGAUAACUUGUCCGGGAAGGUGCCCCUGCCUUUCGGGGUGAGGAACAUCAGCACUCCUCGGGGAAGGCAUAGCAUCACGAGGCUGGAGGAGCUGGAGGACGGUGAGUCCUACCUGUGCUCCCACGGUAGGAAGGUGCAGCCUGUGGACCUGGACAAGGCCCGCCAGCGACCCCGGCCUUGGCUCAGCAGCCGUGCCUCCAGUGUGCAGACACAGGGCCGCCCUGUGGCCGCUGCAGCCCCCGGCUUGCUGCGCGCCCCGCGGCGGCUAGUGGUUUUCCGGAAUGGAGAUCCGAAGACCAGGUGCGCGGUCGUCCUGAACAGGAGGGUCACACAGAGCUUUGAGGCCUUUCUGCAGCACCUGACACUGGUCAUGCAGUACCCGGUAGCCAAGCUGUAUGCCACGGAUGGAAGGAAGGUUCCCAGUCUCCAGGCAGUGAUCCUGAGCUCUGGAGCUGUGGUGGCAGCAGGAAGGGAGCCAUUUAAACCAGGAAAUUAUGACAUCCAAAAGUAUUUGCUUCCUGCUAGGUUACCAGGGAUCUCCCAUCGUGUGCAUCGGAAGGGAAAUGCUAAGUCAGAAAGCAGAAAGAGUGGUAACUGGAAAGUUUCCAUAAUCACCAGUGACUUGCCAAAUGCAGGGACCAGCUCACAGAUUUACAUUGUAUUAUAUGGACAACAUAGAAGUUCAGCCCCCAUAUAUCUUUAUGGAACAGAUGGGGCUAGAUUUCAGGAUGGCCAUGAAGACAUCUUUACUAUUAAAGUUGGAGACAUUGGAACAGUCUUUAAAAUUCGUAUUGGUCAUACCAACUCAGGCUGCUUCCCUUCCUGGCACUGUAAGAAGAUACAAUUGCAGAACAUGAAUUCUGGAGAACAAUUUUAUAUACCUGUACAGCGAUGGCUGGCACGAGAUCAAGAGGAUGGGGAAAUCUGCCGAGAAUUCCCUCUUUUAAAUAAAGGACAACCCAUCCUUCCAGUGACAAGAUAUGAAGUGUUUGUGGCAACAGGUGAGCUAUGGAAUGCUGGAACAGUAGCUAAUGUCUACAUUUCUAUCUAUGGGGAAAAAGGAGACACAGGAUCCAGACAACUAUUUAGAUCAAAGAACUCCUUUAAUUUUUUAAGAGGACAAACUGAUGCCUUCUUCCUAGAAGCUGUACACCUCGGAGAUUUAUACAAGAUUGUAAUUGGCCAUGAUGGACUUGGCCCAGGAAAUGGCUGGUUUCUUGAUGAUGUUGUGGUCAAGGAUCCCACAAAAAAUCAUGAGUAUGCCUUCUUCUGUCACAGGUGGCUGGAUCAAGGGGAAGAUGAUGGUAAAAUUGUCAGAGAACUGUAUGCCAGGACUAACAGUAUCUUUUCUGCAAGGAAGAAGCUAGAACUUCAGAGAAAAGAAACAUGGGCUGCAGAAAGCUGGAAGUUUAUGAAAGGAAAUACCCUUCGGUUCUACAAUAGGCUGACUGGAGGAUUUGUCCGUCUGCAUCCAGAUGGCACAGUUGAUGCCCUUGGAGAGAAGACAGACAAAUAUGGUCUCUUUGAUGUUAUUUUCAAUAAAGGAAAUAUAUGCAUUUUCCAAAGUCAUGAGAUGAGGCAUCUUUCUCUUGCGCUUGACAAUGGCUUUGUCACGGGAAUGCCUAGCGGUGGAGCCUCCACUGAGCUGCAGGUGCUUUAUCAGCCCAGCCGCCGUGCACUUCUUCAGUCAGCAGUGAUUCCUGGCCAAAUGGUGAUUUUUGAUCGUCAUGGAAAAGUAGCUGAUGAGUCAUCAGGAGGCUAUGCAAAUCUUUCAAAAGAAUUUGUGAUUUUUGUCAAGGGGGUGUUCCUCAACAGUGCUGUGGUUCUACUUGCUACAAGUGUGUGCCAGGCCCUGUGUCUCCAGCCUGAUGGGACCUGCACUGGCGCAGGAAACCAUUCUGAAAAAUCCUACUGGAAAGUGCAUAAAAUCAGCUCUGGGAUUUGCAUGUUUGAAAGUGUGAAAAAUGCACGGAUGUAUCUGAGGAUCAAGGAUGGUCGGUGUGAUGGCACAGGUACUGGAGAUAUUGACUGUCAUUUUAAAAUUAAGAACAACUUGGAAAAUGCAUCCAUAAGCCUAGAAUCCACAAGGAGCCCAGGGUUGUUUGUUGGACUUCAACCAGAUGGUCUGGCAAAACCUGUAAUUUAUACCAAGGAUGAGAAUGUUUGCUUCUACCCCCAAGUCAUCCAAUUUGGCAGAAAAAACCCAAUGGGGAUGUCUGCAACUACCAGCCAAGGGGAAGGAAAGAUCCAUGAGUCACAAAACCAGAAUGUAAUGCCAUCAGAACCUGAGGCCGGAGAUCUCUUACCUUCUUCAACUGCAAAAGAAAUCAGACUUUCCCAGAGCAGUGAGACUCUUCUGUCUGAAGAUGAAUGGAAGGUGAUAGUGCUGACGGGAAAUACAGGGACUCAGGCCAAUGUCACACUCUGGGUAUAUGGAGAUGAAGGAGUCACUGGACCAAUAAGUCUUAACAAGGACAACCCAGAGCAACUCUUCCUUCCAAGACAGGAGGAUGAGUUUCAGGUUGAAAUAAGACGGAUUGGAGAGAUAUAUAAGAUAAGGAUAGGACAUGAUGGAACUAGCGGGCAACCCGAGUGGAACCUGCAGAGGGUAACUAUGCAGCACAUGAGGAGCAAGAAGAAGCUAGAUUUUGUAGCCAACGUGUGUCUUUCUGGGAUCCGAGCAGAUGGGGACAUUGUCUGUGAGCUUCCUGUAAUCAAAGAUGGACAACCUAUUUUUCCAUUGGUGAGAUACCAUGUUGAUGUCUAUACUGGACUGUUAAAACAAGACAAAACGGAAUCUGAGGUCUCCCUCUGUCUUUAUGGGGAAAGGGGAGACUCUGGUCUUCGGCUGCUGCGCAAAUCCAACAUGCCCAUGAGAUUCCAAAGAGGACAGAUUGAUAAAUUUCAAGUCGAAGCAGUGUCGCUCGGAAAGCUGCAGAAGGUGCUAUUGCACUGUGAGGCCAGUGACAAAUCACAGUACUGGUACUGUGACAAGGUCAUAGUCCGAGAGCCCAGUACACCAUCCGAGUUUGUCUUCAUCUGUGAGAGAUGGCUUCCCUUCAUGUCUCAGGGCAUAAUUCAUUCAGAAAUUGAACUUUACCUUCAAGAAAUGCAAAUAAAUCAUCAACCUAAAAUACAAGAGGAAGCAAAUGAUGGAGACUGGAAGGUAACUGUUGUCACUGGGGAACUUGAAAAUGCUGGCACCACAGCAACAGUAUCCCUUUAUGUCUAUGGAGAAACAAGAUGUUCAGGUCCUAUUAUUUUGGGAUCUGGGAAACACCAGCUGUUUAGCUCCAACAGUGCAGAUAUGUUCAAGAUUAAGCUUAAAGAUAUUGGUGAAAUCUAUAAAAUACGCAUUGGACAUGACAAUAGUGGAAAGGAUCCAAGGUGGUAUUUGGAAGAAGUGAGACUUGAAAAUCUGGUCACAAAUGAGCUAUUUUGUUUAACAGUUGAUUCCUGGAUAGCCGAGAAUGAAAAUGAUGGAGAUACAUGGAAAGAAGUGCCCAUUGUGAGAACUAAUAAAGCUCCAUUACCAGUGGUGGUUUAUGAAAUUCGCAUAUACACUGGCACAAAGUCAGGGGCAGAAACAGAGUCUAAUGUAUUUAUCAACCUCAUCGGCACCAGAGGAGAUUCAGGGAAUCGGAAACUUCAUCAAUCCAAAAGCAACAAAACCAGGUUUCAGCGUGGACAGAUUGAUAUAUUUUCCAUUAAGGCAGUGUCUCUUGGACAAUUGAGGAAAGUUCUGAUUACUCAUGAUGGCACAGGUCCAGGUAAUGGAUGGUUUCUCAAGAGUGUUGUUGUUAAGUCUGAAGAGGAAGAUAGCAGUCAGGAGGUGCUGUUUCCAUGCAACAGAUGGCUAGAUGAGUACCAAGAUGAUGGCAAGACACAGCUGGAAUUGCUUGCAGAAAAUAGCCAUGGUGAAGGCAGAGGGACAGGACAAACCACCUCCUGAAAGGGGACACUUGGGGUCAUCACUCCGCUGAGCUUCAAGUGGCUAUGAUCUGAUCAUGAGCAUGCAUUUGCUUGGACUGAAGCAUACACUUAGGAGGGUCAGUUCAGGCUGGACACAUUCUCUGCUUUUGAGAACUUCAACCAAUGAUUGACCAGGAUCAGCCUAUGAUAUCUGGACUGUGCAUAUUACUAUUUCUUUCUUCUUCCUUCUUCUCCCUUUUCCAACUUCCCCUUCCUUCCCCUUCUUUCUUCUUUCAGAAAAUUAGAUGACUACUGAGUUUACUGAAAUUUUUAGAUAGCUAUACUUUGUAGAAAGUAAGUGAAGAAUUAACUAAUAACAUUUGAUUAAUGUAAAAUACUAUUUUGCAACAUAUGUUGAUUUCAAAGUGGAAGUCUUAAUUUUAACUGAUGGUAUGUCUCUCUUAGAAUUUGUGGAAGUAUCAAUAAGAAAAUAUAAAAAGAAACCAAUUGGUUGGUUGUCUUGCGUCCCCAUGGCCCUACACACUGGUCCUAGUGGGACUGGGUCUUCUGUGAGCUUAGAAGUUGGGUCUGUAGGUAGACAGCAACAGAGCAUCAUGCAGGGGUUAUAUGUGGAGGCAGAUAUCUGACAUUCAUUAUUCCCUUUUCUCCAU
Molecule: messenger RNA, 4902 nt
Organism: Sciurus carolinensis (gray squirrel)
Lineage: Eukaryota; Metazoa; Chordata; Mammalia; Rodentia; Sciuridae
Gene: Rp1
Product: RP1 axonemal microtubule associated
Exons: 30
Coding region: 120-4271 (1383 amino acids)
Biological process (GO): intracellular signal transduction
Molecular function (GO): protein binding
Source: RefSeq, a predicted model, not a curated record